AUGGGAAGGAAGGUCUAUUUUCUUGUCCCCCAGCCAAGCGACGAAUCGUCCUCUGCCAACGUCCUUUGGCAUCCGGACCUUCACCUGGAUAACAUUUUCGUUGAUCCAGAUACUUGUCAAAUCACCCGCAUCGUGGACUGGCAAUCAGCGUGCGUUGCUCCACUGUUCUAUCAAUCUGGUGUUCCCAGGAUGUGUAGACAUCCUGCUACUCCGGAAGGCUGGGUCGUCCCUGAACGACCGGAAGGGUUUGAGAACAUGAGUAAAGACGAACAGAAGCGGGUUGACGACGAUUUGGAGAGCCAGACGAUUCACAAAUACUACGAGACACAAGUGUAUAAGCUAGCGCCUCUUCAUUGGGCUGUGCUCCAGCGACCGGGGAUCCCUAUCCUCCGGAAACCUGUUUGGCUAGUAAGCGGAGUGUGGGAAAACCGAGACUUGUUCUUUCUCCGCGAAUCGCUCUUGAAAAUUACAGCUCACUGGAGCGACCUUUUCCCGGACACCCCUUGCCCGAUCGACUUCAGCAGCGAGGACAUUGAGCUCCAGUCCAGGGAGGAGGAAAAUGUCGAAGGGGUCGGGCGUAUGUUGGUACUGUUCCGAGAGGAAGCUGUACUCCCUGUGGAUGGGAUGAUUGAGCCCGAAGACUACGAUGUGGCCCGUGAAAAUAAUCGUAAGUUCAAAGAUAUUUUCAUUGGGCUGGCGAAAGGAUGA
Molecule: messenger RNA, 708 nt
Organism: Penicillium bovifimosum
Lineage: Eukaryota; Fungi; Ascomycota; Eurotiomycetes; Eurotiales; Aspergillaceae
Exons: 1
Coding region: 1-708 (235 amino acids)
Cellular component (GO): mitochondrion
Source: RefSeq, a predicted model, not a curated record